AUGUCCGAAUUUUAUGUGCGAUACUACACGGGGCAUCAAGGGCGUCAUGGACACGAGUUUCUUGAGUUUGAGUACGACCGUGGCCGCCUCCGCUAUGCAAAUAACAGCAACUACCGCAACGACUCGCUUAUUCGCAAAGAGAUGUGGAUCAGUCCUUUGAUGGUGCAAGAGCUGCGAAGAAUUGUGGAAGAAAGUGAGAUUUUGAAGGAGGACGACUCCAAGUGGCCGAAGAAAAACGUGGUGGGUCGCCAGGAGCUGGAGAUCCGUCUGGGCAAAGAGCACAUAUCCUUUGAGACCGCGAAGUUGGGCUCCCUUGUGGAAGUGCAAAAUAGCGAGGACCCCGAGGGUCUGCGUGUCAUGUACUAUCUAGUACAGGACCUUAAGGUGCGUAAGACCGAACCAACGCUGAGUGUCUCAUUUUCAGCUUGA
Molecule: messenger RNA, 429 nt
Organism: Malassezia sympodialis ATCC 42132
Lineage: Eukaryota; Fungi; Basidiomycota; Malasseziomycetes; Malasseziales; Malasseziaceae
Exons: 5
Coding region: 1-429 (142 amino acids)
Biological process (GO): RNA splicing
Cellular component (GO): exon-exon junction complex; nucleus
Source: RefSeq, a predicted model, not a curated record